GGAAUUUUUCUAGACUGCCGAAUAUAUCAAUUUUAAUAUAAACUUUUUUUUCAAAGAAAAUAUGACAGCUUGUACAUGAUAAAAAAUGAGAUACGUCAUUCUGUUCUGUUGUGUUUUGUUGACUAUUCCGACAAUCGCGACACAGGAAAAACAAUACGACCGCAAAUAUGAUCUUUUUGACAUCGAAACGUUGGUACAAAACCCGAGGCUGUUGAGGAAAUAUAUGGAUUGUUUUUUGGAUCAAGGCCCUUGUACGCCGAUCGGCAGGGUUUUUAAAUUGGCGUUACCCGAAAUAAUCAUCACUCGCUGUGGUAAAUGCACUCCUGCGCAAAAGAGCUUUGCCCGAAGGACAUUCGAUGCAUUUAAAAGAGAAUUGCCCGAGCAGCAUGCCGAGCUAAAGAAGCUUCUAGAUCCGAACAAUAAAUAUUAUGAUAGUUUCGAGAAGGCUGUGGCCAGCGCUUAGAUACCAACAAAGGAGCUUAAAAAAGGUAUACGUAAGUAUUUUUAAUCAUGAAGACUGUUAUUCUCCUGUCUUGCCUCAUUGUUGCAGCAUAUUCAGCUGAUAAAUAUAGUGCUAAAUAUGAUAACUUCGAUGUGGAUACUCUUAUCUCCAACGACAGACUUUUAAAAGCAUAUAUCAAUUGUUUCUUGGAAAAAGGCCGGUGUACGCCAGAGGGAGCUGAUUUCAGAAAAGCCCUACCUGAAGCCGUUGAGACUACAUGUGCUAAAUGCACCGAGAAGCAGAAGCUAAACAUCAGGAAAGUAAUCAAAGCCAUACAGCAAAAACACCCGAAACAAUGGGACGAGCUAGUGCAAAAGACUGACCCCUCUGGCAAGUACCGUGCCGAUUUCGACAAAUUCAUCCAAGGCAGCUAAGCAUUCUACAGGAAACUUAGAUAUACUUAGGUUAAGGUCGGACUAAUAAAGAUUCUAUGAAUAAAAAGAAAUUACAUUUCUACUGAGUCAUUCGUCACUUGAAGUCAUUUUUACUAUCUCUAAGCAGUCAUCAGAAUUUUGCUUGUAAAAGUAACAACAUCCAAUCCACAAUGAAAUUUUGUGUCUGACCUUAUCCAUUGAAAUUUUAAAAUGGUGAUUUAUUUAGUAAGUUUUUCAUAAACAAGAAAUGAAACCGUCACAAAGUUAAAAUGUAAUUAAUUACGAGAGGAAUAAUGCACGAUCUCUACUAAACGUGCGGCGGUGCGGAGAGCACGCGCCAGUAGCCGACCGAGUUCGUCCGAGACGG
This is a messenger RNA of Diatraea saccharalis (sugarcane borer), 1243 nucleotides long. The record is from the annotation of a GenBank genome assembly. Lineage: Eukaryota; Metazoa; Arthropoda; Insecta; Lepidoptera; Crambidae.